Messenger RNA from Helianthus annuus (common sunflower), 698 nucleotides. Its product is annotated as glyceraldehyde-3-phosphate dehydrogenase GAPCP1, chloroplastic. The transcript is spliced from 7 exons. The record is from RefSeq and is a predicted model, not a curated record. The coding region runs from base 1 to 630 and encodes 209 amino acids. Gene Ontology annotation, molecular function: oxidoreductase activity, acting on the aldehyde or oxo group of donors, NAD or NADP as acceptor. Lineage: Eukaryota; Viridiplantae; Streptophyta; Magnoliopsida; Asterales; Asteraceae.
AUGUUUGUUGUAGGAGUUAACGAGACCACCUACAAGCCAAACAUGGAUGUUGUAUCCAACUCAACCUGCACCACUAAUUGCUUGGCUCCUUUGGCCAAGGUGGUUCAUGAGGAGUUUGGUAUUGUUGAAGGUCUGAUGACAACUGUGCAUGCAACCACAGCUACACAAAAAACCGUUGAUGGGCCUUCAAUGAAGGACUGGCGUGGAGGUCGUGGUGCUGCACAAAAUAUCAUCCCCAGUUCAAUUGGUGCUGCCAAGGCUGUUGGGAAGGUGUUACCAGUACUAAAUGGAAAAUUGACGGGUAUGGCCCUUAGAGUCCCGACAGCUAAUGUUUCUGUUGUGGAUUUAACUUGUCGACUUGAGAAGAGUGUUUCUUAUGAAGACGUUAAAGCUGCAAUAAAGUAUGCUUCUGAGGGUCCCAUGCAAGGAAUCCUUGGGUACACUGAUGAAGACGUUGUCUCCAAUGAUUUUGUUGGCGAUUCCAAGUCAAGUAUCUUUGAUGUAAAGGCCAGCAUAGGGCUAAGUGCAUCAUUUGUGAAGCUGGUGUCCUGGUACGACAAUGAGUGGGGUUACAGCAAUCGGGUGUUGGAUCUGAUUGAGCAUAUGGCAUUGGUCGCAGCCUCCAACUGAGAGCAUAAUGUUUCGAGUUCUUUUUUCUUGAAAUGAUAGUGUAGAAUUGAACCAAUGGUUCGAUAUUU